This is a messenger RNA of Artibeus jamaicensis (Jamaican fruit-eating bat), 8504 nucleotides long. RefSeq names its product HEAT repeat containing 1 (gene HEATR1). Gene Ontology annotation, biological process: positive regulation of transcription by RNA polymerase I; maturation of SSU-rRNA from tricistronic rRNA transcript (SSU-rRNA, 5.8S rRNA, LSU-rRNA). Lineage: Eukaryota; Metazoa; Chordata; Mammalia; Chiroptera; Phyllostomidae. The transcript has 45 exons. Gene Ontology annotation, cellular component: small-subunit processome; t-UTP complex; 90S preribosome. Gene Ontology annotation, molecular function: snoRNA binding. The record is from RefSeq and is a predicted model, not a curated record. The coding region runs from base 140 to 6568 and encodes 2142 amino acids.
AAGCUGCCCCAAGGCGUGCUCUAGAUUUCCGGUGGAAAGCCGGUCUGGGCUUCCAUGUGGACCCGGCAAGAAGGGUUUGGGUGUUAAGUCCUGCCCAAGUCGCGCUCCGCCCGAGUUUCAGAAACCCACCGGCUGAAAGAUGACGUCCUUAGCCCAGCAGCUCCAGCGACUCGCCCUCCCUCAGAGUGACCCCAGCCUCUUAUCUAGAGAUGAAGUUGCUUCUCUGUUGUUUGACCCCAAGGAAGCGGCCACCAUCGACAGGGACACUGCCUUUGCCAUUGGAUGCACUGGCCUGGAAGAGCUGCUUGGAAUCGAUCCUUCCUUUGAGCAGUUUGAAGCCCCGCUAUUCAGCCAGCUGGCAAAAACCUUGGAGCGCAGCGUUCAGACCAAAGCAGUGAACAAACAGCUGGAUGAAAACAUUUCAUUAUUCCUUAUUCACCUGUCACCUUACUUCCUGUUGAAGCCAGCACAGAAGUGUCUGGAGUGGUUGAUUCACAGGUUCCACAUCCAUCUUUAUAAUCAAGAUAGCCUCAUUGCUUGUGUUCUGCCAUACCAUGAAACAAGAAUAUUUGUGCGGGUUAUACAGCUUCUGAAAAUUAAUAAUUCAAAGCACAAAUGGUUCUGGUUGCUGCCAGUUAAGCAAUCUGGAGUGCCCUUGGCCAGGGGGACCUUGGUCACCCACUGCUACAGAGAUCUCGGGUUCAUGGAUUUCAUUUGUAGCCUGGUAACGAAGUCUGUGAAGGUUUUUGCUGAGCAUCCUGGGAGCUCCGCUCGGCUGAGGGUUCUCUUAACCUUCUAUGCUUCUACCAUCGUGUCUGCUUUGGUGGCUGCCGAGGACAUAUCAGACAGUGUGGUUGCUAAGCUAUUUCCAUAUGUCCAAAAGGGAUUGAAAUCAUCCUUACCAGAUUACAGAGCUGCAACAUACAUGAUAAUAUGUCAGAUUUCCGUGAAAGUGACCAUGGAAGAUACUGUCGUCAAUUCGUUGGCUUCGCAGAUCAUCAAAACGCUGACCAAAACUCCCUCUCUGGUGAAGGACGGAUUAGGCUGCUUGAUAGUGCUCCUGCAGCGACAGAAGCCGGACAGUCUAGGGAAAAAGCCGUUUCCUCACUUGUGUAAUGUUCCUGACCUCAUAACAGUCCUUCGUGGGAUUUCCGAAACAUACGACAUCGGUCCCCUUCUACGCUACAUGCUUCCCCAUCUGGUUGUCUCCAUCAUUAAUCAUGUGACAGGAGAAGAAACUGAAGGGGUGGAUGGUCAGAUCUACAGGAAACACUUGGAAGCUAUACUCAUGCAUGUGUCACUGAAGAACAACUUGGACCAUUUAUUGGCCAGCCUUCUUUUUGAAGAGUAUAUUUCAUAUAACUCACAGGAAGAAAUCGAUCCUACUAAAGUAUCUUUACUGAAUGAACAGUUUCUUCCCCUUAUCAGACUUUUAGAAAGCAAAUAUCCCACAACAUUAGAUGUCGUCUUAGAGGAACACCUAAAGCAAAUUACAGACCUAAAAAAACAAGAGCUUUUUCACCAAUUUAUCUCUCUCUCUACAAGUGGAGGGAAGUAUCAGUUUUUAGCAGAUUGUGAUACCUCCUUGAUGCUCAGUCUGAAUCAUCCACUUGCACCUGUGAGACUUCUGGCCGUUAAUCAUCUGAAAAAUAUCAUGGAAACAUCAAAGGAGAGUGUCGAUGAGUGUUUCAUAAAAGAAGCUAUCGUAUCCCGAUUGGGUGAUGAUAGCAUGGAUGUUGUUUUGUCGGCUCUAAGCGCUUUUAAGAUUUUCAAGAGACACUUUACAUCAGAAGUGACUGUUUCAAAUCUUCUGAAUCUCUUUCAAAGAGCAGAACUUUCAAAAAAUAGGGCAUGGUGUGAGGUACUUGAACUGGCCACAGACAUGAUAGUUAGAGAAGAGAUGCUGAAUGGAAAGGAUGAGUUGGCGAAUGAGAUAGUGGUUCGUCUGCUUCCCUUCAUGGUCAUCGACAGGGAUGAUCUAGAGUCCCCCGAGAUGAAAACUGCUGUGUAUUUAUCCCGAUCAGGACUUUGCUCUCUGCAUCCUGUGCUACGGGGCUGGAAAGAAGCUCUUGAAAAUGUGAUGAAAAGUACAAAGUCAGGAAAACUAAUUGGUGUAGCAAAUCAGAAGAUGAUUGAGUUGUUGGCUGACAAUAUAAAAUCAGGGGAUCCUUCUUCAAUGUUAAAGAUGGUGGAGGGUUUGAUCAGUAUCGGGGAGAAGGAGCCCCUCAGCCUGCAGCAGAAAGUGACUUCCCACGUGGUCAUGUCUGUGCUGGUCUCGUGCUGCUCAUCCUCGAAAGAAACGCACUUUCCAUUUGCGAUAAGAGUCUUCAGUUUGUUGCAGAAAAAAAUAAAGAAGCUCGAAAGCGUCCUGACAGCAGUGGAAAUGCCCUCGGAAUGGCAUUCCGAGCUGAUGACGGACCGGGCGAUACCAGCGCAGCUGUGGGCACAUUACGUACAGCAGGUCAACGCUGCCCAGUGGAUAGCUGUGGAGGACUCAGCGUUACUCGUAUUUUCGCUGAAAAUUUUUAUUUAUGCACUAAAGGCUCCUAAAUCUUUUCCUAAAGAUGAUGUGUGGUGGAAUCCUGACCGGCUGGAAGCGGACAGCAGAGACUACCUGCGCUUGCUCAUCGGGCUCUUUGAGACGAUCCUCCGUGGGGCUGACAGCACCCACUUCAGGGUGCUGAUGAAGCUGUUCCUCAAGGUACAUCUAGAAGAUGUUUUUCAGUUAUUCAAGUUCCUUUCUGUGUUAUGGACCUAUGGUUCUAGCCUUUCAAAUCCCUUGAACUGCUGCGUGAAGUCCAUGCUCCAGACUCAAGCCCUGUACGUGGGCUGCGCGAUGCUGUCCUCCCUGAGGCCACAGUGUAGAGCCCACCUGGCUUCCACGUCUUCUCCAGUGGUGGCGUCUCUGUUGCUUAACCUGGGAAGCCCCAUAAAGGAGGUCCGGAGGGCGGCCGUUCACUGUCUGCAGGCCCUCAGCGGAGUGGCAUCCCCGUUCCACAUGGUGAUACAGCAUGUGGUGCCCAAAGCAGAGGAGGUCACCUCGGACGCCACCUACGUCGUUCAGGAUUUGGCUACAUUAUUUGAGGAGCUACAGAGAGAAAAGAAACUGAAAUCUCAUCAGAAGUUGUCCGAAACUUUGAAGAACCUGCUUUAUUGUGUAUCCAGUUGCCCGUCUUAUGUUGCCAAAGAUCUGACGAGAGUGCUUCAGGGAGUGCACGGUGAGAUGGUGCUUUCUCAGCUGCUGCCUAUGGUUGAACAACUCUUGGAAAAGAUUGAGAAGCAGCCCACAGCUGUCCUGAAAGAUGAGGCCACUGUUUUGCAUCUCACUCUGGGGAAAUAUAAUGAAUAUUCAGCUUCUCUUUUACAUAAGGAUCCAAAGAGUCUGGAUAUAUUCAUAAAAGCCGCACACACAACAAAGGAACUUUUUUCAGGAAUGCCUGCUGUUCAGAUUACAGCCCUGGAAAAGAUUACAAAGCCAUUUUUUGCAGCCAUAUCAGAUGAAAAAGUUCAGCAGAAGAUUGUGCGCAUGUUGUUUGAUUUAUCUGUGAACUGUAAGAAUACGCAUUGUGCUCAGACUGUUAGCGGUGUUUUUAAAGGGAUUUCUGUUAAUGCUGAACAAGUCAGGAUAGAACUGGAGCCACCAGAUAAAACUAAGUCCUUGGGCACAGUUCAGCAAACGAGGAGGCAGAAAAUGCAGCAGAAAAAAUCACAAGACCUGGAGUCUGUCCAGGAGAUUGGAAGUUCUUACUGGCAAAGAGUAACCCUCAUCCUAGAAUUGCUGCAGCACAAAAAGAAGCUCAAAAACCCUCAGGUGCUGAUACCCACACUUUUCAGCCUGCUGUCAAGGUGUUUAGAACCUUUGCCACCAGAGCAGGGAAACUUGGAAUACACCAAACAGUUAAUUCUCAGCUGUUUGCUCAACAUCUGCCAAAAACUCUCUCCAGACGGCGGGAGAAUACCAAAAGACGUUCUGGAUGAGGAGAAGUUCAAUGUGGAGUUGAUCGUUCAGUGCAUCCGCGUUUCCGAGAUGCCUCAGACCCACCACCAUGCCCUUUUACUUCUGGGGACUGUGGCCGGAAUAUUUCCCGAUAAAGUUCUACAUAAUAUUAUGUCCAUUUUUACAUUUAUGGGAGCCAGCGUCAUGCGUCUAGAUGAUACUUACAGUUUUCAAGUUAUCAACAAGACAGUGAAAAUGGUUAUUCCAGCACUUAUUCAGUCUGAUGGUGGAGACUCUGGAGCAGUCACGAGAAACGUGGAAAACAUCGUGGUGAAAAUCAUGAAUGUGUUUGUGGACGCGCUGCCCCACGUCCCUGAGCACAGGCGCCUGCCCGUCCUUGUUCAGCUUGUCGACACACUUGGUGCAGAGAGAUUCCUCUGGGUUCUCCUCGUCCUGCUUUUUGAACAAUAUGUCACUAAAACAGUGCUGGCGGCUGCCUGUGGAGAAAAGGAUGCUAUUUUAGAAGCAGACACUGAAUUUUGGAUUUCAGUCUGCUGUGAAUUUAGUGUCCAGCAUCAGAUACAGAGCCUGAUGAAUGUCCUCCAGUACUUGACAAGGCUGCCAGAGGAAAAAGAAGAAACCGUUCCCAAAGCCGUGCCUGAUAAGAGCGAGUCACCAGAGGAAACCCUGCAGGUUUUUAAUGUGGACACCCACACCAGCAAGCAACUGCGGCAUUUUAAAUUCUUGUCAGUGUCCUUUAUGUCCCAGCUCCUGGCUUCCCGUCAUUUUAUCCGAAAGGUAGUUGAAAGUGGUGGCCCUGAAGUUUUAAAAGGCCUUGAACAGAGGUUGCUGGAGGCGGUCCUUGGCUACAUCAACGCUGUCGCCCAGUCUGUGGAGAAGAACGCGGACCAGCUCACUGGGAAGUUCUGGCGAGCGCUCCUUAGCAAAGCUUACGACAUGCUAGACAAGGUCAAUGCCUUGCUGCCCACGGAAACGUUCAUUCCUGUGAUGACAGGGCUGCUGGGUAACCCGCUGCCGUCCGUCCGCCGGAAAGCGAUGGACCUGUUGAACAACAAGCUCCAGCAGAAAGUGUCCUGGAAGAAGAAGACUGUUUACCAUUUCCUAAACCUGGUUCCAGUUCUUUUGGCCAUUGUGCAGCGUAAAAAAAAGGGGGCAGAAGAGCAAGCAGUAAACAGACAGACGGCUUUGUUUACACUGAAGCUUUUAUGCAAGAACUUUGGUGCAGAAAACCCAGAGCCUUUUGUCCCAGUGCUGAACACUGCAGUGAGACUGAUCGCCCCCGAAAAGAAGGACGAGAAGAACGUCUUGGGCAGUGCCCUGCUGUGUGUGGCGGAGGUGGCCUCCACCCUGGGGGCCCUGGCCAUCCCCCAGCUGCCCAGCCUGAUGCCUGCACUGCUGACGACAAUGAAGAACACCAGCGACCUGCUCUCGGGCGAGGUCUAUCUGCUGAGCGCUUUGGCGGCCCUGCAGAAGGUGGUGGAGACUCUCCCCCACUUCGUCAGCCCCUACCUAGAAGGCGUCCUGUCACAGGUGAUUCACUUGGAGAAAAUCACGAGUGAAAUGGGUGCAGCCUCCCAGGCUAAUGUCCGCCUCAUGUCCCUUAAAAAGACACUGGCCACCGCUUUGUCACCUCGCGUCCUGCUACCGGCCAUCAACAGAACGUACAAGCAAAUCCAGAAGCACUGGCAGCACCACAUGGGCCCGUUCAUGAGCAUCCUGCAGGAGCACAUCGGGGUCAUGAGGAAGGAGGAGCUUGCCUCCCAUCAGCCUCAGCUCACCACGUUUUUCUUGGAGGCCUUGGACUUCCGAGCACAGCACCCUGAGAGUGAUCUGGAAGAAGUUGGAAAGACAGAAAGUUGUAUCAUUGACUGCCUGGUAGCUAUGGUUGUAAAACUUUCCGAAGUCACGUUCAGACCCCUGUUUUUCAAGCUGUUUGACUGGGCUAAGACAGAGGAUGCCCCAAAGGACAGGCUGCUGACCUUUUACAACUUGGCGGAUUGCGUUGCUGGAAAACUGAAAGGGCUGUUUACUCUGUUCGCUGGCCACUUAGUGAAGCCUUUCGCUGACACCUUGAACCAGGUGAACGUCUCUAAAACAGAUGAAGCGUUUUUUGACUCUGAAAAGGAUCCUGAGAAGUGCUGCUUGCUCUUACAGUUUAUUUUGGACUGUUUAUAUAAAAUUUUCCUUUUUGACACCCAGCAUUUCUUAAGUAAAGAGAGAGCAGAAGCCUUGAUGACGCCUCUGGUGGAUCAGCUGGAGAAUGAGCUGGGAGGGGAAGAGAAGUUCCAGGAACGGGUGACCGAGCACCUGACGCCGUGCAUCUCCCAGUUCGCAGUGGCCAUGGCCGAUGACUCUCUUUGGAAACCACUCAACUACCAGAUUCUGCUGAAGACCAGAGACUCCUCACCCAAGGUUCGGUUUGCUGCCCUGAUCACCGUGCUAGCGCUGGCUGAGACGCUGAAGGAGAAUUACAUCGUCCUGCUACCAGAGUCCAUUCCUUUCUUAGCUGAACUGAUGGAAGACGAAUGUGAAGAAGUGGAACGUCAGUGCCAAAAGACUGUUCAGCGACUGGAAGCUGUCCUGGGAGAGCCGCUCCAGAGCUACUUCUGAAGCCGUGGCGUCUUGCUGUCUCCUCUGACUCUGUUCAGAGUUCAUGUUUAUAGUUUUAUUUGGGGGUGUUGGGUACCAUGUUACUUUUGGUGCUUUAACACCCACGUGGACUUUACAAAAUUCCUGCCUCGUUUGUACUUCCAUUCAGCCCUCCUGACAUCUGGAUAGAAUUGCAAAGGCAGUAAAUGACAGCGGUGGUUUGAUGCAGGCGGCUCCUGACGGCCGUGUCACUUCAGACGCAUUUGAUCUCUGCACCCAGAGCGGACGGGGCCCCACUCAGACUGUGAAGUCCUAACUCCUCUGCGCAGGGAUGGCUUGUGCACGUGGGGUCCCCGUCAGAGGCUGCACUCAAAGUAUUGAAUGGCCUUUACUUCAAGAAAAUGAAUUAUUGAGCCUUCAGCAACAGUGCUUUUGAAUGUGAAGUCAUUUGGAUUUUUACUUUUCAUUCUGGGCAGAAACACCAGCCUUGACAUUUAUAUGCCCCUGGAGGGCAGUAGUUCUGCAGUGUACUUUUGACUCAGGACUCGUGUCUUUGAUCCUGCCUUCAGUCUGUGCGGGUGCUCAAGACUGGGCUGCCUUGGGAGCUUUGCCCUGGUCAGGGAGCAAAGGACAAAGGAUUCUAAAAAUGAGUAGGCAGCAGCACUGUCAGGCUACCGCGAGGCAGUUACUGGGGAAGUGUUUCUGGUGCCUUCCCCAACCCCCGCCCUCCCCUGCCUCCCUUCAGUCCCUUGGCAGGUAGUGCUGCACCCAGUAGGCCAGCUGUGCAGGUGAAGCCUCAGUGCUAGGGCAGUGGGAGGAACAGGCUUCUGGGCGUCCUCACAACAGAGCGGCCCUGAGGUCAUCAGGGACACCAGCCUGGUGUCACAGCUCAAGAAACUAACGGUCCUCAAGGAGGAAGGUACCAGAGGUGCCCAGACUGGGCGUGUCGUGCCCUGCGCCCAGGAUCCAGAGGGCCACAAAGAGGGCCCCAGGCCUCUGUCAUGGUGACAGUGGGAAGGAUGCUCCUGUGCCAGACCCCAGCACCGUCACGGCCCCCGUGGCAGCGCCCCACCUGCCCCUGCUCUGGACCUGUCCCCACCCAUAUGUGACUCUUCCUCCUCCUCCAGGGCCGCGUGUCUAGAUUAGGGACCGUCAGGGCUGAGGCAGUGGGGAGAGAUGACAAAUUCAUUCCUUCGUGCCACCCUCUCAGCAAGGACCACAGAGGGCCUGGGACCAGGAGAGCCAGUGCUAUCCCAGGGCACCAGGCAGGCAUGGCCCCCACAGCACAUGGUGUCAACAAUUUUAGGAAAUGGUGGAACGAGGGAUGAGGCAAUUGUUUCUGUGCAGGGACUUGGACACGAAGAAAGAGGUUCCCAGCUGGCUCUCCCGCCACUCCCUGAAGGCCAAGUCACAUACAUUUACUGACACCCUUCAGCUAUUAAAUGGACUGAUGCCCGCCCACCCACACUGUACUGAAAAGUCUCUUCUCAAUGAGGAAGUGGUUCGUGUGGGAGGGAGGAUCUGCAGGUCACACACAGGGCUUGUGACAGUCCCCACCUGGUUUACGGACAUGGUGGGACAGGAACUGGCAGAGGGGGGAUGAAAAGUUGCUCCAGGUAUCAAGAGAACCAGAAACACAAGUGCUUGGUUCAUGCAGGAGAGUGUUGGGUGAGAGUCCAGUGUUGUUUCCCUGGAGACGGAUUAACUCACUGGGGUGCUAGCUUUGGACAGAAAUCAGUGUCUCGUGGACCGGGUCCAGCCAGUCCCCCUCUGCACAGUCCCUACCCUCCAGCCCAUUCUGGCCAUCUGCCCUUCACACAGUCCUGGGGUUCUGAGCCUUCUCCCACCUCGGCUCUCUGGGCCAAAGCCUCAGUCUGGCAUCUCCCUUCCGGGGCUCCCAGCGUGGGAGCCAGCUUUGCCUUCCACCUGUCCUCUUGCUGUCGGCUUCUCCAAGCAC